Ilex paraguariensis (yerba mate) is the source of this 312-nucleotide messenger RNA. The record is from the annotation of a GenBank genome assembly. NCBI's taxonomy places the organism in Eukaryota, Viridiplantae, Streptophyta, Magnoliopsida, Aquifoliales, Aquifoliaceae.
AUGCAGAAACUCUCACCAAAUGACAUUUCACGAAAUCUGGAGAUACCAAAUGGGGCUCUUGACUUGCCUCCUGGAAAUGCCAUCAUGCAUGUACUGGACCCAAAUGGAGACACCACCUGGGAGUUUAAAUGUUCAACAAGGAGCAACGGUCGGCGCUUGAUGACAUACCAGUGGAUUGAUUUUACAAAGAAGAAGGAACUUGGGCCCGAUGACAUACUCCGAUUCUAUCGGUGGACGAAUGGAGAUGGGUAUUUCAUGGAGCUUGAACGCCAUAGCAUCCGGCUCUUUGGUGUGACCAUAUACAUCGGCUGA